GUUACGGCUGCGGAUUGACGCCCCGCACUCAUGGGCAAAAUCCUCAGUUACAAUCCUCAGUUAUGCUAAUGAUCAUGUGUUUGCCCCGCGUGUGAUUGGCUGUCAAUUAUGUUAAUUCGAAUGUGCCUUUCCCCGGACGUGAUUGGCUGCCGCACCGGAGGGCCGAGGAUCCUGGAGGAUAAAGAAGAGCCGAGCUCAACAUUCAGGGCGGCUGGCCUCGGAGAUGCAGCUUGCCACGUUGGGACUUGGAACGAGCGUUGUUAUAUUGAGGCUCUAGUUUGCUGCACGGGAACUGGGCCAGAGUUUUGUUUAGGGGUUAUCGUACACGGACUUGCAGUAAUACUUUGUUAUACACACUAGACGUAGGGGUGCUGUUCCACCCUUGUAUUUUGUGAGCUUCUUCUUGGUUGUAUUCGUUUCUUUGAUUUGGACAGCACCCAACGGUCCUUUUCCUUUUGUAGUUUUGCCUCCUAUGUUUGUUAAAUUGUUUAUCACUGGCACUGGGCUAAAUAAACGCUUUCAGUUAAACCAACCACAUCUGGUUUUAUGUUGCCACCCCUUCCCCUAGCAGGGGGACGUAACAUAAAUGGGGGCUCGUCCGGGAUACCUUUAAAACGGAUCCCUUAACCGAACUGGAAGCGCACAUAGCUUGGUGGUAGGACGUAAGUCAAUUGGAAUGUCGCUGUUCGAUUUGGAGUCCUUCUUGGCCGGUCCUUCGACUGGGCAACUAGACCGCUGUCGGAAGGAUGAUUUGGCCCAGAUAGCAGAUUAUUUCGGUUUGUUCUAUUCUAGACAAACACUAAAAAGGGACCUAAAAGCUAUCGUGGUUAGCAAACUGGCGGAGUUGGCGUUGGUAGUAUUGCCAGCGCAAGCGGACUCUGCUGUGCCUGAGGAUGGCACCGUGGUUAAGGAGGUGGGUCGCCAAAAGGUAGAGGUUGAACUUCACGGCGGUGCUCGAGCAGACUUUGGAAUCGACGUUGAGGUAGAUGAUCUGACCAAAACCCCGUAUACUCUGCCUCGCUAUGAUCCCCUCUCUUCGGCUGGUACUGGAUCCAGGGAUGUUGCUCGGCUAAAAGUCCGCCUUGCCCGCCUCCAACUAGAAGCUCAGGAAAAGGCCGAGAAUAGGCAAGCACAGUUCCAGCUGGAAAUUAAGAAGCUGGAAAUUGAAGCUGACAAAGCGGUCCAGUUGAGACGACUUGAGCUCGAGUCCCAGAAGGAGGUGCAUGCGCUGAGGGCAUCGGCCGAGGCUAUCUCAUCGUCACCAACUCCGGCACUCGGUAAAGCGUUUGAUAUCGGCAAGCAUAUUGUUUUAGUACCCACGUUUCGUGAAACUGAGGUCGAUUCUUAUUUUAGUGCAUUCGAACGCAUUGCUUCCGCUCUGCAGUGGCCGACUGAGGUCUGGCCCCUUCUGUUGCAAUGCAAAAUUCAUGGGAAAGCACAGGAAGCUGUCGCUGCACUCCCCUUGGAGGACAGCCUAAAGUAUGACUCUGUUAAAGCUGCCAUCCUGCGAGCAUAUGAAUUAGUACCGGAGGCGUACAGGCAAAAAUUCCGGAAUCACAAAAGAGCCCCGACCCAGAACUACGUUGAGUUUGCCAGGGAGAAGGGGGUCCUGUUCGACAAAUGGAGCACCACCUGUAAGGCCAAUGAUUUUAAUUCCUUGAGGGAGUUAAUAUUGCUGGAGGAAUUCAAGAAAUGUUUGCCUGACCGGAUAGUGGUGUACCUAAGUGAACAAAAGGUUAACUCACUUUCCUCUGCUGCGGUGUUAGCCGAUGAGUAUGUUUUAACGCACAAGGUUAUGUUGCCAUCGGAGAGUGUUGAGAGGCCGCGUUAUGUACCGGCUUCACAACAUAGUUCGCCGAAGCCGCAAAGCCCAAGGAGGGAGGACAGGGAAUGCUAUUACUGUCACAAACCUGGUCACGUCAUAGCCAAUUGUAUUACCCGAAAACGUAGGGGACAACAAUCGUCUUCUAGCGGGGCACAGCCUAAAGGCAUUGGAGUAAUUAAAACAGAUCCAGGCACCAAACAUGGGGUUGGUGAUAGAAAAGCGGUUGAUGAUUGUUUUAAACCCUUCGUAUUCGAUGGGCUAGUGUCGUUAACGGGCGACGCUGUUGAUCAACGCCCGGUACAAAUCUUGAGAGACACCGCAUGCUCUCAGUCGGUGAUUCUCGCCUCUGCGCUGCCGUUUUCCGAUCUUUCGGGGUGUGGAUAUGGUUCUGUGUUGCGUGGCAUUGAGAUGGGGUAUAGCCCCCGUCCAGUACACAGAGUACACAUACAGACCAAACUAAUAACUGGUUUCUUUCCCGUUGCUGUCUGUCACGCGUUGCCGGUUGAAGGUGUUGCAUUUUUAAUGGGUAACGAUAUAGCCGGCGGUAAAGUGAUUCCUGCACUGGAAGUAUUGGACCUUCCGCACCGCACGGAGAUUGAUCUAGUACAGGCACCUUCGGGGUUGUUUCCUACUUGCGUGAUAACCCGUGCAGAAGCAAGAAAAGGGUACGAUGGUUCUCUGUUUGAUAGUGUGCUUAAGCCGGUGUUGCUAGAGGAAGCUGGCAUGGAAAUAGUGACGGGAGUCUCUGCUGCGUCCCCCUGUGAGAGUGCCGCCGAGCCGGUGCGUUUACUGCACCCGAUACCUGCAAUAGGAGAGCCGUUCGAGCGGGUAAUAGUUGAUUGUGUUGGUCCCUUACCCCGGACUAAAAGUGGAAACCAAUAUUUACUCACCAUCAUGUGCGCUGCCACUCGGUACCCCGAAGCUAUCCCGCUGCGGACGAUUACAGCUAGUUCUGUAGUAAAGGCGUUAACAAAGUUUUUUUCCACGUUUGGCCUUCCCCGUGUGCUCCAAACUGACCAGGGCACAAAUUUCCUGUCUAACCUUUUUAAUCAGGUACUCAAAACCUUGAAUGUACAUCAUGCCGUUUCCAGCGCGUAUCACCCGGAGUCUCAAGGUGCGCUAGAACGGUGGCAUCAGACCCUAAAGUCAAUGCUCCGCAAAUACUGCCUGGAAACAGAGAAAGGUUGGGACGAGGGAGUACCCUUCGUGUUGUUUGCGGCCCGUGAAGCCGUCCAGGAAUCCCUAGGAUUCAGUCCGGCAGAGCUCGUUUUUGGUCACACGCUCCGCGGACCUCUAAAGUCAUUACAGGGGGCGUUUCUGUCGCAGGACUCCUCGCCAGAAAAGGACGUAUUAGAUUACGUCAGCCGUUUCCGUGAGCGACUGCAUCAGGCCAACACCCUGGCAAGAGAGUGCCUUGCUACCUCCCAGUCCACCAUGAAGCGUCGGUACGACCGUUCCGCCGUUCCUCGACACUUUCAGGUGGGCGAUAAAGUUUUGGCAUUAUUGCCAAUCCCCGGGUCGGCCCUCUCCGCUAGAUUCUCCGGUCCAUAUGAAGUUUGCAAUCGUCUCAGCGACACCGACUACGUCAUUAGAACUCCUGAAAGAAGGCGUAAAACUCGCGUGUGUCACAUUAACAUGCUGAAAAGGUAUUUUUCCAGGGGAGAGAACAACAGGAGUUCCGCCGAAACCCCCGUUGUUGUUGGUGGUUGCGCCGCGCUAAUAGUGGCAGAGGACGCUGCGGAGCCUGCUGAUGAUGAGGUACAGCUGAUGGGGCAUCCCACACGUCAGGGUGUCCGGUUGCCCAACUCGGAGAUGCUAGAGGCGUUACCCUCUCGGUUAGAUCACCUGUCCACCGAGCAGCAAGGUGACGUGACUAACUUGAUAAAUCGUUUCCCCAGUCUCUUCAACGACGUUCCGACUCAAACCAACGUCCUCCAGCAUCACAUUGACGUUAACAACGCUAAGCCGAUUAAACAGCACCCGUAUCGAGUGAACCCGGUUAAGCGCGGGCUAAUGAAGGUAGAGGCAGAGUACCUCUUAGAACAUGGUUUAGCCAUUCCCAGCUCCAGUCCGUGGAGUUCCCCGUGCCUUCUAGAGGCUAAAUCCGAUGGUUCACCUCGAUUCAUCACGGAUUACCGUAAAGUGAACGCCGUCACCAUUCUCGAUUCGUAUCCCCUUCCGCGGAUGGAGGACUGCGUGGAUAAUUUGGGUACAGCUAAAUAUGUUAGUAAGCUAGAUUUACUUAAAGGCUAUUGGCAAGUACCACUGACCGGUCGCGCAUCCGAAAUCUCGGCCUUCGUAACUCCGGAUCAUUUCUUGCAGUACACCGUCAUGGCGUUCGGCAUGUGUAACGCCCCAGCAACCUUUCAGAGGUUAGUGAACUCGGUUUUGGCUGGGGUGGCUAACUGUAACGCAUACCUGGAUGAUCUGAUUGUGUACACUACCACUUGGGAGGAGCACAUGCAGAUCCUUGACCAGGUGUUCACACGUCUCGCCAAAGCUUCCCUCACGUUGAACUUGGCGAAAUGUGAAUUUGGGAAGGCCACCGUCACCUACUUGGGGAGACAGGUUGGUCAAGGCCAAGUCCGCCCGGUAGACGCAAAGGUGCAAGCAAUAACUGAGUGCCCCAUUCCAUCGACAAGAAGAGCACUUCGUAGGUUCUUAGGUAUGGCAGGUUACUACCGGAGUUUCUGCCGUAACUUCUCGACUAUUACCCAUCCACUAACCAACUUGCUCAGUCCAAAGGUGGACUUCGUGUGGACCCCUGAGUGCCAACAUGCUUUUGAAAGCGCCAAGGCUCUCCUAAGCAGCACUCCGGUGCUCGCGGCUCCUGAUCUCACCAGACCCUUUAAGCUAGAGGUGGAUGCUAGCGCCGUUGGAGCUGGUGCGGUACUGAUGCAGGAAGAUGCCGAUGGGGUCGACCACCCGGUUUGUUAUUUUUCGCGGAAGUUUAACAAGCAUCAGGUCAGAUACUCCACUAUUGAAAAGGAAACCCUUGCUUUGCUGUUGGCACUCCAGCAUUUCGAAGUGUAUGUCGGGUCCAGUCCAUUACCAGUCGUGAUAUUCACCGACCAUAACCCUCUUGUUUUUCUAUCUCGCAUGUACAAUCACAACCAGCGGCUCAUGCGGUGGGCGUUGAUCGUCCAAGAGUACAACUUGGUAAUAUGUCACAAGAAGGGAUCAGAGAACGUGUUGGCAGAUGCUCUGUCUAGGUUGUAGUUUGAUAACUGCAGUAAUUUGUAAUUAAUUAUGUUACCAAAGCCAAAUGUUUUUUGUUUUAAGGGGGGGGGUGUUACGGCUGCGGAUUGACGCCCCGCACUCAUGGGCAAAAUCCUCAGUUACAAUCCUCAGUUAUGCUAAUGAUCAUGUGUUUGCCCCGCGUGUGAUUGGCUGUCAAUUAUGUUAAUUCGAAUGUGCCUUUCCCCGGACGUGAUUGGCUGCCGCACCGGAGGGCCGAGGAUCCUGGAGGAUAAAGAAGAGCCGAGCUCAACAUUCAGGGCGGCUGGCCUCGGAGAUGCAGCUUGCCACGUUGGGACUUGGAACGAGCGUUGUUAUAUUGAGGCUCUAGUUUGCUGCACGGGAACUGGGCCAGAGUUUUGUUUAGGGGUUAUCGUACACGGACUUGCAGUAAUACUUUGUUAUACACACUAGACGUAGGGGUGCUGUUCCACCCUUGUAUUUUGUGAGCUUCUUCUUGGUUGUAUUCGUUUCUUUGAUUUGGACAGCACCCAACGGUCCUUUUCCUUUUGUAGUUUUGCCUCCUAUGUUUGUUAAAUUGUUUAUCACUGGCACUGGGCUAAAUAAACGCUUUCAGUUAAACCAA
Molecule: messenger RNA, 5648 nt
Organism: Gadus morhua (Atlantic cod)
Lineage: Eukaryota; Metazoa; Chordata; Actinopteri; Gadiformes; Gadidae
Exons: 2
Coding region: 677-5044 (1455 amino acids)
Biological process (GO): DNA integration
Molecular function (GO): zinc ion binding; nucleic acid binding
Source: RefSeq, a predicted model, not a curated record